CAAUGAUGUCAUGCACAUGCGCAUAAGAAUAAAAAUCAUAUUUCCGGUUAUUUAUGAUGACAAGAAAAACAUUGAGACAUUGAUAUAAUUCGACGGAGAAAACGACAUAACAAUGCCAUUAUUUGCUAGUUCAACACCAUUUGAUCCUGAUGUCGAAAAAGCUACCAGCGAGCUUAAUACAACAGAGGACUGGGGUCUUAUUAUGGACAUCAUUGACAAAGUGUCUACAACAACUAAUGGACCCAGGGACUGUUUGAGGUCCAUUGUAAAGAGAAUGAACCAUAAAGUACCAUUUGUAUCAAUGCAAGCUCUCACAUUAUUGGAUGCCUGUGUAAAUAACUGUGGGAAACAAUUCCAUUUAGAGAUAGCAUCUAGAGACUUUAUAUCAGAAGCUAGAACUUUGAUUGGACAAAAGGCACAUCCGAAAGUUGCCCAAAGACUGAAGUACAUGGUGAAGAAAUGGGCAGAGAUGAAAGAAUUCAAAGAUGAUCCAUCUUUAAACUUGGUACCAUCAUUUUAUGAUGGUUUGAAGAAAGAAGGUGCUGAUUUUUCAGACCCUGAUGCUACACCAAAGAAAACUGUGGUACUAAGUGCCGAUCCUAAUGUUGUACAGAGUCGUGAAGAAGAGGAUGACCUAGCUAAAGCUAUCCAGUUAUCUUUACAAGACAAUCAAAGGUCACAGGUUAAAACCCAAAGUCUGUAUCCCACAGGAAUGACUGGUUACCCUUCUACUGAUGUCUAUGCUUCUAGCAGUAAACCAAAGGAACUUAGAAAAGUGAAAGCUCUGUAUGACUUUGAAGCUGCAGAGGACAAUGAGUUAACCUUCAAAGCAGGAGAGCUUAUAAGUGUUGUCGAUGACAGUGACCCUAACUGGUGGAAGGGUUUUAACCACAGAGGAGAGGGAUUGUUUCCUGCAAACUUUGCUACAGCAGAUCUUACUGUGGAACCAGAGGAACCUGAACAUUUGAAGAAAGUGCAUUUUAAUGAAGAGGUACAAGUAAAGACUGUAGAAACUGCUCCUGAAGAUGUUGAAAUUGAUGAGGAAAAGAUAGAUAAAGUUUUACAGUUGAUACAGAAUGCAGAUCCUACAGGAGAAACUCAACCAGAUUCACAAGAAAUGUUACAGCUAGAAGAACAGUGUAAAGCAAUGGGACCUUUAAUAGAUUGUGAAUUAGAGAAAAUAGACAAAAAAUAUGCUGGUUUGUGUGAACUUAAUACCAAGAUAAUGGAGUCCUUGCAGAUGUAUCACAAUCUGAUGAAGGAGACUCCAACACCUUAUAUUAAAAGUGGCAUGUCAACUGGACCUUAUUCUCUACCCAUGCAGAUGCCACCACCUCAAGAUUUUUCUAGUCAAAUGUAUAAUGGUCAACCUCAAUUCAUUCCUCAAAUAAAUGCACAAGUUGGAGGUCAAAUGACGGUGCCAAGUCAAGGUCAAAUGCCACAGAUGACAACCCAAGUUCAAGGCCAAGUGCCACAGAUGCCACAGCCGGCACAAAAUUAUGGUCAGGCACCCAACUCACAGAAUUACUCAAGUAAUGCAACAGACCCACAGCAAAUGUACAGUCAGCCACCUGUUCGACCAGAUGUCCCUAGUGUUCAAUCCCAUAAUCCUCCACAGAAUAACAUCCAAUCACAGCCUGUGUUACAAAACAAUUAUAGUGUUCACCCAGUACAGCAACAGUUUUACCAGCCUCAGCAACAACCAUUGUUAUAACAAAAUAUUUGUAAAAAGAAAAUAAUUGAGUAUUUUUAAAACUUGAGUGGGUGUUUCUAUAAAUAGAAAAAAUGAAGAGUGGAACUUUUUUGAGUGCAAGCAUAUUGCAUUUUGCAAUAAAGUGAAAUGAUAGUUAAUGAACCACAGUUAAUAAAAAUAUAUGAAGUAACUUAAAAAUGUAAAUAAAACUUUAUCAAAAUAGAUUUUAACUGGCAUUUUAAAGCUAUUUUGGGUUGUCUGACUGCAAUUCAGAAGAGAUCAUAUAUGGCAAAAAACUAUUGAAUAAAACUAAAGAGAUAGUAGAUUUUGGGACAAAAUUUUCAACUUAUGACUUAAAAAUUUCUGUAUUUGGUAUAGAUGUGUUUUGAAAAAAAGAAUCUUAGUACGUCAUUUAAUGUUGCUUAAUUUGCACAAAAUCGUUGCAUUUUAUUAUGUGAGAAAUAAGUUCAAUUACAGAAUUGAUAGUAAAUGAUGAAAUUAUAUACAAAAUCAUAAAGGCUAGCUUAUACAUGUUAUACUUAUAUUUUCAGGAUAAUUCAUUUUUUCAAAGGACAUUGCAAUUGUUCAAAUUGAUAAUUUGAAUGUCCAUUUCUUGUGUUCUUUGUAAUUAACCAUUCCUAAAUUGUCUUGAAAACUGAAUUUUGAUUUAUUAAAGGUUGGAAUGACAGUAUUAACAGUAGCUUAGCAUGCAGGAAACCAGUGUUUUUCUGGAUUUUUUUUGUAACUCAAAUCAAAGUUAUACUUCAUGACAUAACCAUAUUGAAAAGUCUUGUAGAACUUUUUACAUAUAGAGUACUGCGAAUAGUAGUGAGAUUUUUUUUUUGUGGAGAUGGAGGAGCAAUUGCUUUUCAUGUGUAAUUGACCUGCAAUGGGCGAGCUUGAAAUAUGAGUGAAAGUUUUGCUUUGUUUUGAACAUGCAUUGAUUAAACUACAUUUAUUAAGCAUUAUUUCUAAAUUCAUUAUAUAUCCUUCAAUAAGCUAGCUUAUAAACUUUUUAUUUUUUCCAAUAAAUUUAACAUAAUUAUUAAAAAGAGAUGUGAGGAAAAUGUCAACUAGACAGCAACCUAACAGCAAAAGUUGACAAUUUUUUAGUCAACAUAUUUAUUUUUUGCAAUGAUUUUAACAUAGUUAUUAAAAAGAGAUGUGAGAAAAAUGUCAAUGAGAUAGCAACCUUACAGCAAAAGUUGACAUUUUUAAAGUUUACAUAUUGGGGAUUAUAUACAUAUUUUUGCGCACAGAUUUUCAUGGAUUGAUUUAAGAUUGAAUUUUCUGAAUUAGUUGGUUUUGUAAUUUUUACAUAUCUUGCAUACAAAUUUGUGUCUGAAAUUUUUACUUAGUUGAACUUACCAAACAAAAUCCACCAAAAAUAAAUAAAUCAGCAUUAUAUUAUGAUAUUCCUGGUAUUUUGCAAAUUCUAUACUAGAGAACACUAUAGUAAAUUUUAGACAAAGACCUAUGAGUCUGAAUGUUUCACCUGUGCAAUUUUAAUUUUAAUAAGAACAAUUGUUAGAAAAGUUUUGUUUUUUAGAGUGAUUCUCUUUGAUGGCAUAUAAUAGAGUGGAACAGAUUUGUGUUCUAAUAUUGAUUUUCAAAUAGCUUAUAAUAACUGAACGAUUUGCAAAUAGGAAUAUGUCUUUGUUUUUUGGAGUUUCUGAUGUUACAAGUAGGACGUGGAAUAUGUCUUUGUUUAUGGAGUUUCUGAUGUUACAAGUAGGACGUCUGACAUUUUGUGUUUUUAGAAUUGUGUUUCAUUUUACACUUGUGAAUUUGUUAAAUGUUUAAUUUUUGAAAGGGUCAUUUUCACAUUUUACUGCAAUUUAUGACAUUCAUCCGUAAUUUCUAAGUAACUUAUCAAAAGUCAAUGGUAGACCAACUCAAGUCACAGUUUAUGAGUUGCCUAAUAAAGAUUCAUUUCAUUUUGAAAAUUGUUAUAAUUAAUUGUCUAUUGAGUAGUAAAACAAAAUUUUUUUUUUUUUAAAGUUAUAACAAAUUUCCUGAUUUUUUUUUACCUUUAUUAUAGUACCCAUGCUAGCAAGAUUUUAAUACUAUGUUCAGUAUUUAACCAGUGGAUGGGCCUUGUUUUACUAUAACAUAAAUUAACCAAUGGAAAUCUAUCUAAUUUAAUUAAAUCUUUGAGAAGAGGAUUAUGGCUUUUGACAUUUUCCCCUAUAUAUCUGGACUAAAUGUUUUUUUUUAACGGAUUUCAUCUUUUGUUCUUUAACCCAUUUGAACGCAAGACAUAAAAAAGAGAAGGAAAUAGCUACAACAGUUGUGUAAAUCCCAUUCUAGGUGAAUAAUUUAUUUUGUCAACUUCCUCCCCCUCUUUCCCCUUCUUGAGUUUGGUGUAUUUUUUGUAUCCUGAAAAUCUAAGAGUUUGGAUUUUACAUUUUAAAUACAGACUGUUUUAAAAGUGAUUGACUUAAUAUUUGGUAUCAAAAUACAUGUUUAAUUUUGAAAUACUUAGAGAAAAAUACAUGUAUGAGUGCAGCAGUACCUACCUAUACAUGUUUGAACGUUGUUAACAAAUAUUUUAGAAAGUCUUAUCAAACUUCAUUUAAGGUAUUUCAGUCAUAAAUACACUUUUCUUUCAGUAUGGGUUUAACAUAAGGAACAUAAUGUGUCAUCUAAAAAAUAAAUUUUCUUUCUCUGUACUCGUGCUAUUAAAUAGUAUUUAAUUGAAUGUUUUUAUUAAUCAUGUUUUAAUGCGUACUCAGCUUUCUACAUUGUUACACUGCUAAGCUGUUUUACAUUUAUUAAUAAGAUAUUGUGGGAUAAAAGAUAUAUAUGAUAAAUGUGCCAUGCACAUGUGAAAUAGAAGAUAUAUAACAUGUUAUUUAUUCAUGUAUAAUUUGUUAUACCAAAAAUAUUGGUAUGUUUUAUGUGAUAUGUUGUAAAAUUUAUUGUAUUGUAAAUAAUCCAGAAUAAACCAUGAUCUUAUA
Messenger RNA from Mytilus trossulus (common blue mussel), 4653 nucleotides. Its product is annotated as signal transducing adapter molecule 2-like. Bases 113 to 1714 code for a protein of 533 amino acids. The record is from RefSeq and is a predicted model, not a curated record. The transcript is spliced from 16 exons. NCBI's taxonomy places the organism in Eukaryota, Metazoa, Mollusca, Bivalvia, Mytilida, Mytilidae. Gene Ontology annotation, molecular function: ubiquitin binding; phosphatidylinositol binding. Gene Ontology annotation, biological process: protein transport to vacuole involved in ubiquitin-dependent protein catabolic process via the multivesicular body sorting pathway. Gene Ontology annotation, cellular component: ESCRT-0 complex.